UUUGGACCUGUUUGUAGCCACUUCUUUAAAAUGCUUCUUUUUUUCAUCUUAAUUCUUAACAUUUCAAAGUGCAGAUCAAAUAAAGCAGACAUUGUGGCUCAGAAUCAUCUGAAGAUUGUUCAAGCUGGAGACAGUGUUAAUUUCACCUGUAUCUUUCAAAGAGAUACAAGACCCAGCAUUGUUUGGGUCAAACAAAAAGUAGGAGAGAAGCCCCUUCCGAUAGUAAUAUCGUAUCAGGGUUUACCUGGCGAAUUUAAGAAAGACUUUGACAAACUUAACCGCUUUUUUGUAGUGAAAGAUGGCAGCAGUUUUAAUCUGAGCAUCACAAACACAGAAGAAUCAGACACUGCAACAUACUAUUGUGUUAAAUAUUUAUAUGAUUUCAAAUUUGAGGAAGUCUCUUAUCUCAUUGUUAAAGGCAAACAACUGAACAUGCAAUCAGACCAUCAGAGAGCUGUGAUAGAUAAAGUGCAUCCAGAAGACUCUGCAGUGGCGCUGCAGUGCACUGUCCUCACUCAGAGCUGUGCAGGAGAACACAACGUCUACUGGUUCAGACGUGAAUCUGGAGAAUCUCCUCCAGGAAUUAUAUUCACUCAGGAGCGCAGGAACGCUCAAUGUGAGAGGAGCUCUGAUGUAAACUCUACUGCACACAAAUGCAUCUACAGCCUGCCCAAGAGGAACCUCAGUCUCUCUGAUGCUGGGAUUUACUACUGCGCUGUGGCUGCAUGUGGAGAGAUACUGUUUGGAGAUGCAAGAAUACCUGACAUGCCAGUUUUUCAGACACCUUGGAGUAUAAUUGCCCUGGUUUUGGGAACUUUAAUCUGUUUAUCAGUGAUUGUGAUCAUAUUUCUGUGCACGCAGUUGUACAAGCAACGACGAAAAGAUGGGACUCAGAAUAUUCAGAUUGGUCACUUGAUGGAUGAAGACAGAGAUGCUUUGAAUUAUGCUGCUUUGAGAUUUCAGCAAAGGUCCUGCGCCCCUAGAAGACCCAGAGAAAAACAUACAAGAUAAUUUAAUAUAUGCACAUGAGAAAUUUUGCAAUAAAUAAAUAAAUAGAUAAUAAUAAUAAUAAUUAUAAUAGUACAUUCUCUGUUUUUCACAAAAAAAGUAUUUUAAUUGAUAAAGCAGACAUUUUAAUCUCUUGAUUACACUCAACUAAAUGACCUGCAUUGUAAAAAAAAAUGUUGUUGUUGUUGUUGUUGUUUUCUGAAGUUAUAAAAAACAAUUUUUUUGAAAAUUUUGUCAGGAACAGAAACAGAAAUGAAAUCAAAUGUUAUAGUUCCGAACAGGAUCGAAAAUUUAAACUGGCCAUUAACCGGUUAAUAAAGUUAUUUUAUCGUUCCAUUAAUAUUUGAAAUUUGCUGUCAACCAAUAACGAAUAUCAUGCAAAUGUGACGCUGAAGCCA
Molecule: messenger RNA, 1406 nt
Organism: Cyprinus carpio (common carp)
Lineage: Eukaryota; Metazoa; Chordata; Actinopteri; Cypriniformes; Cyprinidae
Biological process (GO): response to bacterium
Source: RefSeq, a predicted model, not a curated record